AUGGCCGAGCCAGUGUACAAUGCCUCGACGCCUCAGGGAGGCAAUCCGUUGAAAGUCGAUGUGAACCUGCAGUAUACUGGAGUCGAGUACCACUACGUCUAUAUCCUUCUCUGCACAUUUAUCGUGUUCCUCAUCCUGCCCGGCAUCGGCUUCCUGUACAGCGGCCUGGCACGAAGAAAGUCGGCAUUGGCGUUCCUCUUCCAGGCGUUCAUGGUCCUUGCAAUAACGACCUUCCAAUGGCUAUUCUGGGGGUAUUCACUCACCUAUUCCAGAGACGGUGGCCCAUUUAUCGGCACGUUGAAGGUGUUCGGCCUCAUGGACGUCAUGGUGGCGCCUUCGCCUGGGUCCGCGGUCCUCCCUGAGUUGGUCUUCUGUCUGUUCCAGCUGCUCUUCUGCGCAUGCACGGUGAUGAUCGUGAUCGGCGGCGCUUUUGAGCGCGGAAGCAUCCUGCCCUCUCUCAUUUUCGGAUUCUUCUGGGCAACGAUCGUAUACUGUCCCUUGGCUCGCUGGACCUGGAGCAGCCAAGGCUGGCUGUAUAACCUGCCCGCCAUCGACUUUGCCGGCGGCGGUCCCGUGCACAUUGCUUCGGGCUGUUCUGCCCUCGCAUACGCGGUGGUCCUGGGCAAGCGCAAGGACUACGGGGCACCUUCGUUCCGCAAGCCGCACAACGCGACCUUGGUGUUUCUGGGCACGGUGAUGAUUUGGACAGGAUGGUUGGGGUUUAAUGGCGGUUCGACGCUGAAUGCCAGCAUGCGCGCCAUUGUCGCAAUCUUCAAUACUAACACCGCGGGGUGCACGGGCAUCUUGGGAUGGGUGCUUGUCGACAUGAUCCGCAACAAGGGCAAGUUUUCACUCGUUGGCGCAUGCGAAGGCGCCAUUGCUGGUCUGGUCGGAAUCACCCCUGCCGCGGGUUGCGUUCACGUCUGGCUUGCGGCAUGUAUCGGCUUCAUCACCGCUAUAGUGUGCGCGUCAAUCCAGAACCUCAAUGACUGGAUCCGCAUCGACGAGGGGAUGGACGUGUUCAAGCUGCAUGGGAUUGGUGGCAUGGUUGGAUCUUUCUUGACGGGCAUCUUUGCCAGUGAGUCGAUCUCGGCGCUGGAUGGCGCGAGCCUGAUCUCUGGUGCGAUCGAUGGCAACGGCGUCCAAGUGGGAAAGCAGUUGGCUGAGAUCUGCGCCAUCUCGGCGUACUCCUUUGUCGUCUCGUGCAUUCUGCUGUACAUCAUGAAGUUCAUCCCCUUCAUGGGGUUGCGGGUGGACCCCGAGUCGGAGAUGGUGGGACUGGACCGGGCUCAGUUCUUCGACGAGCAGAUAGGCGACUGGUCUCUAGUGUCCGGGACGUCGCCGCUGACGCUGGUUGGAGUGUCCAAGGAACCGUCGGCAGAGAAGCAGGAGACGGAGAAGAAGUCUUGA
Molecule: messenger RNA, 1410 nt
Organism: Aspergillus terreus NIH2624
Lineage: Eukaryota; Fungi; Ascomycota; Eurotiomycetes; Eurotiales; Aspergillaceae
Product: ammonium transporter
Exons: 5
Coding region: 1-1410 (469 amino acids)
Biological process (GO): ammonium transmembrane transport
Cellular component (GO): plasma membrane
Molecular function (GO): ammonium channel activity
Source: RefSeq, a predicted model, not a curated record